Sciurus carolinensis (gray squirrel) is the source of this 4805-nucleotide messenger RNA. RefSeq names its product microtubule associated serine/threonine kinase like (gene Mastl). The transcript is spliced from 13 exons. The coding region runs from base 38 to 2692 and encodes 884 amino acids. Gene Ontology annotation, molecular function: ATP binding; protein serine/threonine kinase activity. Gene Ontology annotation, biological process: peptidyl-serine phosphorylation; intracellular signal transduction. The record is from RefSeq and is a predicted model, not a curated record. Gene Ontology annotation, cellular component: nucleus. Lineage: Eukaryota; Metazoa; Chordata; Mammalia; Rodentia; Sciuridae.
CUGGGCGACUGUACUCCUCUCUCUGACCUGUCCGGCAAUGGAGCCCACCGCCCAAAGCGAGGAGAGUGGAGGAGGCGCGGCGACCGGAGAAUGCGUGAAUAGGAUCCCGGUGCCAAGACCGCCCUCCAUUGAGGAAUUCACCAUAGUGAAGCCCAUUAGCCGCGGUGCCUUCGGGAAAGUGUACCUGGGACAGAAAGGCGGCAAGUUGUAUGCAGUGAAGGUUGUCAAAAAAGCAGAUAUGAUCAAUAAGAAUAUGACUCAUCAGGUACAAGCUGAGAGAGAUGCACUGGCACUAAGCAAAAGUCCUUUCAUUGUCCACUUGUAUUAUUCACUGCAGUCAGCAAGCAAUGUCUACUUGGUAAUGGAAUAUCUUAUUGGUGGAGAUGUCAAGUCUCUCCUGCAUAUAUAUGGUUAUUUUGAUGAAGAGAUGGCUGUGAAAUAUAUUUCUGAAGUAGCAUUGGCCCUAGACUACCUUCAUAGACAUGGAAUCAUCCACAGGGAUUUGAAACCAGAUAAUAUGCUUAUUUCUAAUGAGGGUCAUAUUAAACUGACAGAUUUUGGCCUCUCCAAAGUGACUUUGAAUAGAGAUAUCAAUAUGAUGGAUAUCCUUACAACACCAUCAAUGGCUAAACCUAAGCAAGAUUAUUCAAGAACCCCAGGACAAGUAUUAUCUCUCAUCAGUUCUUUGGGAUUUUUCACACCAGUUGCAGAAAAAAAUCAAGACUCUAUAGAUAACAUUUCAUCUCAUCUAUCUGAAACAACACAAUUUUCUCAAGGAUUAAUUUGUCCUAUGUCUAUAGAUCAAAAGGACACUACUCCUUAUUCUACCAAACUACUAAAAUCAUGUCUUGAAACAUUUUCCUCCAACCCAGGAGUUCCUGUGAAAUGUCUAACUUCAAAUCUACUCCAGUCUAGGAAAAGACUGGCUACAUCUAGUGCCAGUAGUCAAUCCCACACCUUUGUAUCCAGUGUGGAAUCAGAAUGUUACAGCAGUCCCAAAUGGGAAAAGGAUUGCCAGGAAAGUGAUGAAGCAACGGGCUCUACAAUGAUGAGUUGGAAUAUGGUUGACAAGUUAUGUGCAAAAUCUGCCAAUGCCAUUGAGACCAAAAGUUUCCAUAAAAAGGAUCUUGAGUUAGCCCUUUCUCCCAUUCACAACACCAGUGCCAUUCCUGCCACUGGAAGCUCUUGUGUAACCCUUGCUAAAAAAUGCUUCUCUGGGGAAGUUUCUUGGGAAGCAAAAGAACUGGAUGUAAGUAAUGUAAAUAUGGCCACUGACACAAGACAGUCUAGUUUCAGUGAGUCAAAGCAGUGGACUGUAAAUUCUAGUGGUAUAACUGAAGAGCACCUUGAGAAAAGAAGUUUAAAAAGAAAAUUUGAGUCGGUUGACUCUAGUCCUUGUCAGGAAAUUAUACAAAAUAAAAAAAACUGUGUGGAGUAUAACCAUGGCAGUGAAAUGAUAAAUUGUUACACAAAUCAAAAUUCAGGCUUAACAACUGAGGUUCAGAAUCUGAAGUUAUCAGUAUGUAGAAGUCAGCAAAAUGACUGUGCUAAUAAGGAAAACUCUGUCAAUUAUUUUACUGAUAAACAACAAACACCAGAAAAUUUUCCUAUACCGAUGAUAGCAAAAAACCUUAUGUGUGAACUAGAUGAAGAUUGUGAAAAGACUAAUAAGGAUUACUUAAGUUCUAAUUUGCUAUGUGCCAAUGAUGAUAGAGCUCCCAAAAGUGUUAAUAUGGACUCAGAUUUGUCUUUUCAUGGAAGUUCUGUCAUGGAAAGUUCAUUAGAAAGACAGUCCUUAGAUCCAGAUAAAAGUAUCAAAGAAUCCUCUUUCGAAGAAUCAAAUAUUGAAGAUCUACUUAUUGUAUCACCAAACUGCCAAGAAAAUACCCUGCCAAAAGAUGAUGAGAACCCUGUUAUCCAAGACAGUAACCAAAAACUAUUAGCUCCUUCUUCAGAUGUGUUGAAGACCUUAACUCUUUCUAAAAGAAAUGCUGUAGUUUUUCGAAGUUUUAACAGUCAUAUUAAUGCAUCCAAUAACUCAGAACCAUCCAAGAUGAGCAUCACUUCUUUAGAUGCAAUGGAUACUUCAUGUGGUUAUACUGGCUCAGAUCCCAUGGCUGUCACCCCUACUCAAAAAAGAAGAUCCUAUAUGCCACAUCAGCAGACCCCAAAUCAGAUCAAAUCAGGAACUUCAUACCGAACUCCAAAGAGUGUGAGAAGAGGGGCAGCCCCAAUGGAUGAUGGGAGAAUUCUUGGAACCCCAGACUACCUGGCCCCUGAGCUGUUAUUGAGCACGGCCCAUGGGUUUCUGGCUUCAGGUCCUGCAGUAGACUGGUGGGCACUUGGAGUUUGCUUGUUUGAAUUUCUAACUGGAAUUCCCCCUUUCAAUGAUGAGACACCACAACAAGUAUUCCAGAAUAUUCUGAAAAGAGAUAUCCCUUGGCCAGAAGGUGAAGAAAAGUUAUCUGAUAAUGCUCAAAGUGCAGUAGAAAUACUUUUAACUAUAGAUAAUACAAAGAGAGCUGGAAUGAAAGAACUAAAACAUCAUCCUCUCUUCAGUGAUGUAGACUGGGAAAAUCUGCAGCAUCAAACUAUGCCUUUCAUACCUCAACCAGAUAAUGAAACAGAUACAUCCUAUUUUGAAGCCAGGAAUAAUGCUCAACAUCUGACCGUAUCUGGAUUUAGUCUAUAACACGUAAAUGUUCCUUUUAUUUAAUUUUGUAUUAUAGAAUAUGCUUCAUAAUUAUAUACUUAAUACUAAAGAGGGAUCAAAAUCAUUUUUUACUUGGAUUGAUGAGCUUUUAAUGUAUGUGACAGCUUUCACAGAGUUAAGUUAUAAGAAAUGUAAUCAGUAAUAUCUCAACUUGAGAACUGUAUAUAAAUCUUCAAAUCUUGUUUCAUUUUAUUUAUUUUAUUUACUGCACUUUAUGAAAAGUAAAGCAUCAAUAAAACUAGAACAGCAUUACCACUAUAAUAUGUACAGAUUAAUGAGCCACAAGCUUGAUUUUCUCUUUAUGUGUUGAUUGUAGUCCACCAUUCAACGUGAUAGCAACAAAAAAAGUAUGUUUUCAUUUUAAUAUAAUUUACUUGCCCAUGUUUACCUGCAAAAACAGCAGUCUUGGGGUUGGAUGUGGUUCAGUGGUAGAGCACUUGCCUAGCAUGCCCAAGGUCCUGGGUUCAACAUCCAGCACCAUUAAAAAUAAAAUAAAAUAAUAGUGAUGCAGGCGUGUAAUCCCAGUGAUUUAGGAAUCUGAGAUUGAAAGAUGGUAAGUUGCAGGCUAACCUGAGCAGCUUGAUCAGACCCUGUCUCAAAAUAAAAAGGGUGGGGAUGUGGCUCAGUGGUAAAGUGCCUCUGGGUUCAGUCCCCGGUAUGGGUAUGGAAAAACAAAAACAAAACAACCCUAUGGUCUCAUGGGCAGUCACUUAAGGCAUCAUUUGUAACUUCAAAAAUGGAGCUGGAAAAUUUCUUCACCCAUUAGUGUGACUCCUUUGGGGAAUAAGGACUAAACAAAAGAACUAGGGUUUUAGCUUACUUUACUAACGAUACAGUUUUAUUGCCUUGUCUGCUUUUGGUGCUUGCUUCUAGAGUAUUUAUUUUUUUAAAAAUACUACUGGAAAGAUUAGGUGUAAUAUACUGUAAACAAUUUUAAUAAUUAUUCAAUUUUAAUAGAAAAUGUGAUGCUUGGAAUCUUAUAAACAUUUGCAACACUAUCUUAUUUGUCCUUAAAAUAACAUUAUAAUUUACUUUUGCUUAAUAAAUAUAAUUUUAACAAGUAAAUUAUCUAUCAGCAUCAACACACACUGUGAGUAUUCAGCUCACAGGUCAUAUUUUUAAUUCACUGAGACUUUCAGUAUACUUAACCCCUAAAAGAGCAAAGUUCAAAUUUAAAUGAAUAUAAGUUUUCUGCUAAUAAUCUUUUAAAUACUUUCUUUUGUUUUUGCACUUUGGCUUUACUAUUUGCCCUAUUAUAAUGUAGUUGACAAAGACACAAGUUUAAAACAGUUACAAUGAAAGAUAUACCAUUAUAAACAUUGCUAUGUAAUGAAUUCAUGGGUUAAUGGUUUUACUGAGCUCAUUUUAGUAAUGACUACUUAGAUUUAAUGCUCCUCAUAGUUUCCCCUUCUAAUAAAAUGUUCACAAUACGGUUGUUUUAACGGUUGUUUUAACGUCAUUUAGUUUGACCUAUACAUUUUUCCCUUCGAUGAAAGCAUAGUUACCCAUCAUCCUUUCAUGGUAUUGUCAAAAAAAAGGCUUUGUAAUCAAACGAUUCAAACCAUUACUCUGCCACAUUAAAACGCCUUGGGCAGUUUAACAGUGAGCAGCUCUGUGUUGUGGAUUAAUACUGAUUACUUUGAAGAGUUGGAAUGAGCAGAGCCAGAUUCAGAAACAAACCAGUUUAGUGACUUCCAAAGAUAUUAGGGACUUGAAACGUUACUUAGUUGGAGAAAAGUAUGAUGAGCUGAUUUUCAACAGACAACAAAGCCCUUGAGUAGAAAGUUACAUAGUUUGCUGUUAUAACCUAGCAUGUGCAGCUAGUCAUCUGAAAUGCUGCCACCAGGAAAGGCAUGUUGUCAUGGUAUUUAGGGGAAUGUGUGAAUUACCAUCUAAACUUAUAACUGUCAAAGAAUAUAAGUUCAGACACUUGUUAAGGAGAAACCCAAGAGGGAACAAGAACAAUGAGGUAAAGAACACUAACUACGGCCAGUGGAAAUCUAUGCAUCUUUUGCUCUGAAGAUCAGAAUGUGUUACCCCAAAAUAUGCCUCUGACAUAAAAAAUAUUUUUGGCCUAAAGGUGACAGAGUAA